GAUGGCAGGUGGCGCCAGAGGUCCGCGCGUGCGGCUUUCGGAAGUUUCGGAAGUUCCGUUCACACACCUCGCGUUCCGUUCAAUGGUCACUCGGUUGACUCGUCGGUGUCCGUCUAUGGUAUUCAUGGCCCGUACGAGGCACGACCGCGCGGUGUUUACUCGGAAAGUGUCGGCAAUCAGUAACGGUGACCGGUAACCGUCGGGAAGUCAACGGCCAACCACCCCCGAUCGAUCCCGCGCGUUCUGGCUUCUGGCCGCGCGGCGUCUCGGCACGGAGACUCCACGCUGCGCGAUCUCGGCCUCGCCUAGCGACGCCCUGUUGCCGGUACUUGUACGAGGCUCGAAAAUGGCAGACACGAGCCAACAAGCAUUGAGCGAGCUACACACGAACGGAGUGGUGGAUGACGGUUUGACGGAAGAUGAUAGAACCAAGAUCAGACCCGCGGAUAUCGAUGCGGAUAUGAGAGAAAUGGAGAGGAGAAAGAGGGUCGAGAUGAUGAUGAACUCGCGAAUCUUCCGGGAAGAGCUGGAACGUAUAAUUGAGACACAGAUGAGGGACGGUGCUGGACCCUCUGGUCUCCUGCAACAGAUCUCUGAUAUGAUGGGUGCACAGGGAGCCCGAUUCAACGGCAAUGUGUUCAAAAAUUCAAAUUGCGUCUUGCCUAUCAACGACAUACGCGGCGUGGAAAGCAUGGGAUACGCCAAGGGCGAGAAAUUGCUACGGUGCAAGAUGGCGGCGGUCUUCAGAUUGCUCGAUCUCUACGGAUGGACGCAGGGCGUCGGCGGGCAAAUCACCGCCCGUCUCAAUCAGGAUCAGGAACACUUUCUGGUGAAUCCUUACGGGCUACUCUAUCACGAGGUCACCGCCUCGAGUUUGAUCAAGGUGGACAUGCAAGGCACAAUUAUCGAGCAGGGGACGACGAACUUUGGCGUGCACGUCGCUGGUUUCCAAUUGCAUUCGACAAUACACGCUGCGAGACCCGAUAUCAAGUGUAUUAUUCAUAUUACUACUCCGUCCGUUACCGCUGUUUCCUCCUUGAAAUGUGGAUUGUUACCAAUCGAUCAGGAGAGCAUAGUGAUAGGCGAAGUGAGCACUCAUCAGUACAUAGGAGGUUCCGUCGACCCGGAGGAACGGGAGAAGAUCGCUAGAAAUCUCGGGCCGAUCAAUAAGGUUAUGCUCCUGACGAAUCGCGGUGCCCUUUGCUGUGGAGAAACAGUGGAAGAGGCGUUCUUUAACGUUUACAAUACCGUAGUCGCCUGCGAGACGCAGCUGAAGCUAAUGCCCGCGGGCGUAGACAAUCUAAGCCUUAUCAGCGAGGAAUCGAAGAAAGCUAUAUUCGAAGCGUCGCGAAAACCACCAACCCCUCAGCAACAGAGUUCAGCAGUAGAGUCGUCCGCUCUCGCGGAGAAACUCGAGAAACGCUGGAGAAUCGGCAGCGCCGAAUUCGAAGCCCUUAUGAGAAUGCUCGAUAAUGCUGGAUUCCGUACGGGCUACAUAUAUAGAAAUCCACUUGUAAAGGGAGAACCCCCGAAACCGCGAAACGAUGUUGAAGUUCCACCGGCCGUAUCAUCCUUAGGAUAUCUACUCGAAGAGGAAGAAUUGUAUAAGCAAGGGCUGUGGAAGGGCGGACGCAAAGGUACAGACAGAUCCCGUUGGUUAAAUUCGCCAAAUGUUUACCAGAAGGUUGAGAUCCUGGAAACUGGAACACCCGAUCCUAAAAAGAUCACCAAGUGGGUGUCUGACGGAUCUCCUACCCAUAGCAGCACACCAGUCAAGAUAGACGGUGCUCUUCAGUUUGUUCCGAAAAAUACCAACCCAAAGGAGUUCAAACAAUUACAACAGCAGAUUAAAGAUUAUCGACGAGCAGAAAAAAUAUCGGCUGGCCCGCAAUCUCAUAUACUGGAAGGUGUAUCAUGGGAGGAAGCUAAGAAAAUGCAGGACGCGACAAUUAGUGGUACCGGAGAACAAGUAGUUUUAGUAGGAGCCGCUAGCAAGGGUAUUAUACAGCGUGGUUUCCAACACAAUGCGAUGGUGUACAAGACACCUUAUGCCAAAAAUCCUUUCGACGCCGUCACGGAUCAAGAAUUGGACCAGUACAAGAGAGAAGUCGAACGCAAACAGAAGGGAGAUCCUUACGAUGAGUCACAGUCAGAAUCCGAGGCCUUGUCGUCCUUUAACAUCAGUCGUGCGACGCAUGAAUCCAGCACUGCCAAGAGUCCUAUUCAGUCACCGGUUUCUGUUACUUCGGAAACGGAGGAGGAGAGUAGAGACGAACCCCGAGUAUUGCGAAUAGAAACGAAACAAGUGCCUGCGCCGAGUCAACCCGAAGUCGUGUUAAGCGAUGUGAAUGAUGCUACUGCAGAGUACCUUAAUGAGAUGCGCUACAGAAUGACUGAACGACCAAGCGGUUACAAAGGAGAUUGCGAACUAGCCAGCAAUUGCAGCAGCAUGAGCAGCGAGCGUGCGCGAAUGUACCGGCAGUUCUCCGAUAUCCGACGUCCUUAUGAUAGCCUUCGAUUGGAGAACGUUAGAACCUCGAUGACCGCCGAACGAAAGAAACCUCUUCUAGUUACAAGAACGCUGGUUAACGGGCGAAGCCAGAUUGAGCUGAACGCGAUCUCUCGGGACGAGGCUUUCGUAAAAUCGCGCUACGAGGCGAGGCAGAAAUUUUUCGGAGAUCUCGAACGUCGAAAGAAUUUAGCCGCGGACUCAAUUGCAUCGUCAAGAACGGAGGUGACGAAUGCGAAUAAUAAAAAGAAUCGGUCAACGUUUGAACAAAAUUCCACGGUGAGCUCGAAUAUGAAACCGCUUGUAAACCAUCUUGUAAAAUUGUUCGAUCCAUCUCUAAACACGAGUACUAAAGAAUGCGUCGAGAACGGUGAAACACGGUCGAGCAAUGAAGUCGCGGUGCAUUCUGUGGAAUGGGCGAAUAUCGCGCAGCCGAGUUUUGUUAAACGUGUUAACGUGGAGAAGACGCCGAGUUUGCGUAAUAUUGUGCCCCAUAUAAACGGUGACAGUCAGACAGAGGAGGAAAUAGGACACCGUGAAAGGGCUGAAUGUUUAACGAUUGAAACGGUUGCUUCUGUAAAAACGGAGUCUUCAACUCGUGGAGAUAAAUCGGACUCGAUGGCCGGCACGAAUAACGAACAAUCGCAAACAUUGACAACAUCAACGGCGACGAAUACGGAAGUGACACUUGCGCGCAGCUGCGCUGAAACAUUUCAACAUGAUAACAGCGAUAACGAGGAAGACGCGCGGCCACUGAACGAUUUAUCUUCCAACAACUGUGACGAGCGGUCGAUCGAUCGUUAUGAAUGCGACGAAGAUAAAGAGGCACCGGCAGAUAAGGAAAUAAACGGCGAACUGAAAUCGACGAUGGAACUGAGGAAACAAAACGUUCGAUCUUGGAUCGAGAGCUCCAUGUGCGAGGGCAGCUGGUCGAACAACUCAGAGACCGAUCCAUACGAGUCAUAUUGCAACGAUAUCACAAAGAUCGUUGAGAGCAUCGACGUGAAUAUCGCCUCGUCGAGGACGGAACUGGACGCGUUGCCCGACACGGACACCUGUGUCAAGUACAAUCUCGACUCGACGAAUAUGAGCCUCAUUUACAGCUUGACCCCGCCGGCGGCCGUUGACCAGGACGAGAGCGGCAACGACGAUACUUCGCACGAUUUGGCGGAACGCUCGUCGGAAUGGCAGUCCGAUUCAGCGAGAAGCGACAAUGACGAGCCGUUGAGCGAUUACAUAUGGAUAGAGCCGACGACGAAGGUGGAAGGCAUCAAGUCUACGCAAGAUCGCAGGUCGUCGAGCGACAGUAACAGCUACGCGGAAUUGGAACAGCCCACGUCCGAGAGGCACUCGACAGGCGGUUCCGACAUACUCGAGUUACCGAGCUGCACGAUCCGCGAGCUGAAGGACAUCGACGGCGAGAUCUUUCACAACGGGAUCAAUGAGUCCGCCAACGAGAUCAUCGCCGAUCUCAACGCGUCCGACGAAGCGUCGCCGGACGACGCUGUGGAAGUCGUACAGCAGAUCAUCGACGAGAUUAUCGAGUCCAUUUACGUUUUGCUGCAUUUUGAUUCCUCUAUUUACGACCUUAGCAUCAUGAGGGAAAUUGUGCGCAACUUGAUCGACGGCUACCGUCACGAGUGCUCGCUCGUGGAGACUGCCGAUCGAGCGUGCAUGCCGGAUGUCUUCACGACGAUCGGCAAUGACGUUGACAGUAUUUGUCGCCUCAAAGGUUUCCUGGGGAAUCUGUCAUCGGACAAUAAUCGAGAUUAUGAAAUGGAGGUAGAUGAUACGGAGAAUCGCGAAUCCCCCGCCGUGUUCGAGUUUUGCACCGUAGCGAAAACGUUGCCGAUCGUCGCCGUCGACAAUGGCGCUUUGGAAUUAAACUUCCGCGUUGUCAAAGUCUCGACGGACGAAUAUGCGAAGAUGUCGCCGGGUGCCCAUCUUCGCAUAUUCGGCGAAAACUUGAUCGCCAAUGAUCGCGGUAUCGGUAAAAGGGACGACAAAAGCGCAACCGUGGUAAAAUCAGAUAUGGAAACGUGGCCGUGCGAUCGAUGCUCCUACUGCCGCGAAGAGGCGGAAUCGAGGGAGCCAUUGACUUGUUUGACGCCUAUAAGUGAGGAGGCGGACGAUGCUUCGCGCGAGGCCGUCGACUCUGUCACGACCGCUUUAAAAAAUCCUGACAAUGAGCCGUUGUGUCACUUAGAUGCCGGUGAUGUUAAUGAAGAAAGUACUGUAAAUCCCACGAGGAAGUCUGUCUCCCUCGAUGACACCUACACGAUCUCCGACGUCAGCUCUGUCGUUAUCUCGGACAACGAUGACAUGAACGAUCUUGAGGAACGAUGCGACGUUUGGGACUCCUCCCUAGAUUGCAUGUCGUAUUCGUACGAGACCAAAGAGUUCAUUCGCCUGGAGAAAGCGCUCGCGGACAGUUCGCGAUUGAACGUGUAACGCUUUACUCGUCUUUCAGAAAGACGACAUCUUGUUCUAUCUUAAUUUCGACAAUUGUUUAAUUGAAUCAUCAAAGAGUACAGUUUUCCUCGAUGAAAAGGAAAAAAAGACGUUUCGACGAUUGACUCGUCGAAAUACGUGCAUCCGCAACGCGUUGCGAUAGCGUUUAAACUUGCGUGUCGGUUGCUUUAAAAUUUCUUUCUCUUAAUAUUCAGAAUGUCUGUAAAAAGCGUCAUACGGUAUCAAAUAGUUUGCACGCUCGACCUAGCAUGUCAUUUUUUGUGCACGUUUAACGCGUCGAUUUUAUACACAUCUUAAGAAAGAUAACAAAGAAAGACUAGUCCCUUCGUAUAAGUACGCGCGCGCAAACGUUAGAUGUGUAAGAGAUUCGCGUUAUUUUAGUAUCUGUUAAGUUUUGAUGAUUCUAUUUUUUCUCACAGCUUUUAUAAUUUUAUCGUUCCUUUAUGUACAAACAAGGCGCAUCUCCUGCGCGAUCGACUUUAAGCACAUGGAUCAAAAAAGAAAAUUUGACAAUUACACGCCAAUUAGCAUUGACAUUCAUAAAAGUACUGAUGUCAUUUUGUUUUUCUAGUAUUCUCAAUUUUGAUUUUCUGUUUUUUCUUUUUGUUUUUCAUUUUUGUUAAGUGCAUGACUUAACAUACUUAACGUAACUUGAAAUUAAAGACGAAGGAUUUUGUUGUUUAGUGCAAUGUAUUAAUUUUAAUGUUCUACUUUAUUUUCUUGGUAUGUGAUAAUAAGUUCAAUCGAUUGUUACAUUACGAUAUGCACUUACGCUACCUCCUUAACAAUAUUGUAACUAAAUCAACUUACAUUGCGAAUGCUUACAUAACUCACUUUUAUAUGAAUACAUUUUCUAAUAUCUACCGCAAUAGCGAGGUGUUUGAUGGAUAUAAAAGUUUGCACAUAAAACUUCUUAUCAUUUUUCUGCACCCGUCUCUCUAUUUGAACCUGCGUCAAUCCUCACCGUUUAUCCCGUUACCUUUUCAAUGGUGUACGUGCACGUCCUGCAAGCUGCGAAUGAUCGAUGCUAAUACGUGUUUGCUUGGGAAUGAUUGAUUUUAUAUAACGAAUCUCCAUGAACGAGUAUACUCUGACGAGUACCAACCAACGUCGUUUAUUCGAGAGGUAAGAUGUCUGUCUCUUUCUCUCGCUUCUUUUCAUUUUUCAGUUUAAAGUACGAUAAUACAUAAUUAACAGCUCGGUAGGAUUAAUUUUAAUCCUUUGGCUUACAGAUUGUGCUUUGCAAUAAUAUCGGCUGUCUUAUUAUCUUACGGAUUAUCUUAUUAUUACGUGAUCUGAGGAUUCACGUCCCGAAUAAUCAAUUAUUUG
Temnothorax curvispinosus is the source of this 6310-nucleotide messenger RNA. It is a transcript of the gene hts, whose product is annotated as protein hu-li tai shao. Gene Ontology annotation, molecular function: actin filament binding. Bases 347 to 4960 code for a protein of 1537 amino acids. NCBI's taxonomy places the organism in Eukaryota, Metazoa, Arthropoda, Insecta, Hymenoptera, Formicidae. Gene Ontology annotation, cellular component: cytoskeleton; postsynaptic density; plasma membrane. The record is from RefSeq and is a predicted model, not a curated record. The transcript is spliced from 14 exons.